AAAGAUGCAGCAACUUCUUUUUUUUUUGUGAAUGAAAGGAGAGAAGCGGGUCGGUUCUGUCCAAGACAGGCGCUAAUCUCGCCUGUUCGGGCCGCCGUGCCACCGGACACUCUGCUGGACCAUGACCUUGGACAGCAAACCCAUGGACGAGACGGAUGUUGACGUGGAGGGACAGACUGAUUGUGUUGAGGACAGGAAGGACCCAGAUCUGAAGAGUAAUGCGGACGCGUCAUCCCGGGAGGAGGGAGACCUUGCAGCCCGGUUACAGGACGGUCCGGCCGGCAGAGGCGCCUCGGUGAAGCCUCCGUACUCUUACAUCGCUCUCAUCACCAUGGCCAUCCUCCAGAGCCCGAAAAAGAGACUCACCCUCAGUGAGAUCUGUGAUUUUAUCAGCCAGCGCUUCGCGUAUUAUCGGGAGAAGUUCCCGGCGUGGCAAAACUCGAUCCGCCACAACUUGUCUUUAAAUGACUGCUUUGUUAAAAUGCCCCGGGAGCCCGGGAAUCCCGGGAAGGGCAACUAUUGGACUUUGGAUCCCAUGUCGGCAGAUAUGUUUGAAAACGGGAGUUUUCUCCGGCGGAGGAAACGUUUCAAGAGGCAGCAUUUCUACAUGGGCGCGCUGAAGGACUCCAGGGCGCAGGAGCGCAGCCUCGUACCCGUGUUUCCCCUGCUCGGAGCGCACAGGAUGGGUUCCUGCCUCCGGGGUCCUGAUUUGUACCACGACCUGGGCAUCAGAAGCCGUUUAAACUCCCACAGUAGUCCGAGCAUCCCACCUGUGAGCAGCAUAAUCCCCGCGCUCUCCUCGCUCCUCUCCAAGAGUUUCCCUUCGUGUCUAAACUUUGAACAUUUCGACCCGGGACGCUGCGCCGCCGUGCCGGCUUUGGCCCCAAACUCCUCGCUCCUGCCUCGAGUCUCGAUGCACGGGAUAAUGACCAACUACCCGGUUUCUCACUUCCCCACUGGGGUCAUAAAAGUUUCCUCUAAUCCGGUUUAAUGUGUCGAUCCCCGCCUGGAGAUCUUCUUCCUCUCAGCCUGAGAAUAAACUCACAGCGCAUUAUGUAAAAAUACAUUUAUUUCAAAAAACAUGAUGGCCAAACAGGCCACCGUAUUUAGCAGUUUGUUUUCUUGAAGCAAAUGUUUUUGAUAUUUUACAGUUCAUAAUAAAACGUGAU
Messenger RNA from Larimichthys crocea (large yellow croaker), 1169 nucleotides. RefSeq names its product forkhead box protein D1. The transcript has a single exon. NCBI's taxonomy places the organism in Eukaryota, Metazoa, Chordata, Actinopteri, Sciaenidae. The coding region runs from base 122 to 991 and encodes 289 amino acids. Gene Ontology annotation, molecular function: DNA-binding transcription factor activity, RNA polymerase II-specific; RNA polymerase II cis-regulatory region sequence-specific DNA binding. The record is from RefSeq and is a predicted model, not a curated record. Gene Ontology annotation, biological process: regulation of transcription by RNA polymerase II; anatomical structure morphogenesis; cell differentiation.